CUCAGAUAGCGAGAGGAGUCUUCGGUGGGUCCUUUCAUCUGUUGCAAGUACAGGAGCAUUCAACCUCUUCCGACCAGGAUUCAGGAUUCUGUAUAAUGGCAGCAGAUCAAAACCCAAUGCCAGAAGAUUUUGGUCGAAAGAUUGCAGACUUGCAACCUUUACUGGUUUAGAACAUCAGUGGUAGUCCUAGGAUUGCUUUGUACCCAGAGAGAAAACAACGAGGGUUUGAAGGCCACCAUCACAUGACCUAUAUUGAGUCUAAGAUGACACGGCCCGGUUUCUUCUUCAGCCAUUGAGAUGCCUGGCUGUGUUAACACUUUUUCAGGCAUUGGUAAUGAACCAUUAACUGAUAAGUGCCCUUAUGAUGUGGUGCAGAGUAUGCCCUUUACACAUAAGAGUAAUAAUUCUGAUGGCCAAUCUGAUAAUGUUUCUCACCCCCAGUUUGACUUUUAUCAGCGCCAACAACAAACCUCAGAGCCCUCAACUUCCCAAAAUUCUCAUUGUCUUGAAUCUACUGAUGAUUUUUCCACCAAAAAAAAGAAGUUCUAGUGUAGUUUUUGGGGCAAAUUCGUUCCUAGGCCAAGUGAUGGGGUGCCAAGAUAUGUAGGGGGUCAUACACAGAUCAUCAAUUUGUGGAGGGGUAUUUGAUUUCAAGAGCUUCAGAAGAUGGUAGACGUGUAUGGGCAACGUAUGGUCAAUACGUACAGCUCCCUAAUGAGGAUCUCGAUACUUUGAUUUCAGUUACGUGCAAUGAAGAUUUGGAAAUUAUGAUUGAAGAGUAUGACAUGCUUUUGAAAACCUCACCAGUGCGAUCGUGGAAGCUUCAUGUCUUCUUGUUUUCAGCCUCAGAGCCUGACUCCUAUGGUGUUGUUCAGUUUGCGAAUCAUCAGGAUUCAGGGCAGCAAUAUGUUGAGGGGGUGAAUGGGAUCCCUUAGAGCACCAAUCAGAGAAAGGAGAGAACAUCAAGGGGUACUUCAACUCUAAAUUCUGAUUGUCAGUUUAAUGGUGUUGCUUCUCAUAAAUUAGUUCCUAAUCAAGGUGAUGCGGGCAGCAAUCUACUACCUAGCAAGAUUCCAAGUAACGAUGCUAGAUUGGCUAAUGAUGCUCUGAGGUUGGCUAAUGAUGCUCCAAGUGUGGUUAAUGAUGCUCCAAGAUCGGCUAAUGAUGCUCCAAGGUUUGCUAAUGGUGAUCCUAAUGGUGAUCCAAGGUUUGCUAAUGAUGCUCCAAGGUUUGCUAAUGGUGAUCCGAGGUUGGCCUAUAUGUUUCCUAAUCAGUUGAUUUUUGGGGAAGAUGCUGCAUCUUCAAGUGCCGCUUCUGUUAAUACCAGUGGUCCUUCUGAACCUAUACCCAUGUGCACUAUGCUUCGACCUGGGCAAACCCACUCUGUGGAUCCAGCAGUUAGGACAGAAGAGUACCAUUUACAUGCUAAACUACACAAUCUCUCUGUUAUGCCAAACCUACCUGUUUAUGGGUUGUUGAAAAGUCCUUCUGAGAGGCCCAAUAUUGCUUCAACCCUGGUCGAUUGCAGGCCAGAAGGGCAGCAGAUGCCACAAAUCGAAGCACAUGCUUCUUUAGUAGAUGUUCGUCCACCUCUGACAUAUGUGCAUAGUUAUGUGGGUGCUCAUCCAAGUGCCUAUAACUUGAGCAGCUACAGUCCUUACAAUAAUUCAGACAUAAGAAUCUCUCCUGAAUCAAUCCAUGCUUCUCAGAGUUCUUCUCUCAGUGCACAACAAUCAAUAGUGCAUGUGGCUUCAGCAAUUGGUGUUGGUGGUGUCUCCUAUCCAUUUGCACUGGCAGGUUCUUCAGGAUAUCCUAUAGGUGUACCUCCUCCUUCACAGAAUUUGUGUGCUGGUCCUUCUUCGCCAAGAGUUAAUGGCAUAAUUGGAGGUCAACCGUUCAUACCGACACCUCAAAGAGCCAUUGAGCGUUACAUGGAAGAGAGCAGUGCAGGAGCAAGGAUUCAACUUCAUGGUGACCAGAGUUAUAAGGCAUUCCAAGUUCCCCAAAUUACCCUGCCUCCUCCUGUUCAGGUUAGUCAGCCCACCAUGGAGAGGCUCACUAGCCAGCCAUCAGCACCUGAAUGUGUAGUUUUCUCUGAAGUAUGGGUAGCUCAGCAAAUGGGAAAUUCGGGCGAUAAGGUGUCUAAGCUUGAGGACUGUUGCAUGUGCCAAAAGGCACUGUCUCAUGCUCAUUCUGAUACAUUGAUUUAAGAGCAUGUGAAUUCUGUUCCAGAGACAAAUUCCGCUCUUCAAAGUCAUCAUUCCGAUGGAAGUAUAAGAUUCAUGGCCUCACCGAAAGUUACUGGAGCAUUGGGGGAGGCUUCUGUGUCUCCCCAAGAUGAGCAUUGGUUAGGUAUGGAACGUGGGGCAGUGGCUAGGUUUCAGGGAAACAGAAGAAGUUAUGCGAAACUGAAUGGGCAGAAUGGACAUGAAACUGCUGCAUCUUCACUGAGACCUCCAUGAAUUCCUCAUGUUCCAGAGCAGCAUCUUAAUUGUGAUCAAGUUCCUCAGCAGCAAACAGAAAAACCUGAUCACACCAAGUUGUUGUUUACUCAGAACAUGCCAGUUAAAUCUACUGAGGAACUUCAAAAACCUAGACCUUUCGGCUUUACUUAUGUUGACAAAUCUACUGAGGAACUUCAAAAAACUGAACCUUUGGGCUUCACUCAUGUUGACAAUGCAGGGAACAAGUAUGGAGCAGAUGAUGUGAAACCCCUGUAUGAUCCAUUCUCAAGCAACCACUCAUUCUUCCAUCAAGAAAAUGCAUUUGUGAUGCCCCAUAGCCAGGUUAAGCAAGAGGUGGCAAGGGACAGGAUGGUCGGUAUUGACAUCCCUCUAGAUAUUAGCUUGCCUUCCUCUAGUGCAGAGCCUUGCGAUCUUUACUCUUCACAUGAUUUCGCAACAAAAUAUGUUUAUCUGAAUCCAUUGUCAUCUGACAAUUAUAGAACACUGGAUGGGAGGUUGAGUGCUUUAUCUAUGAGUUCACCGGGGUUGUCUUCAGGGAUUGAUCAGAGCAAACUACCAUUUUGGCUGAACUCGGAUCAUUGUGUGAGAGCAAUCAGCUAAGUGACAGGAUGCAAACAAGUGAUACCUCGGUAGCGGCUAACGUGAAUGCUGUCAAAGAAGAAAGGCUGAAUGUGCAGCCACAGGUUACUUUGGAUUCUAUUCGAGUGGCUGAUCCCUUUAGUGAGCCAGGGAUUGUUACGAGUGCGGGUUAUGUCAAUCCAGUUCAACCAUUGAUACAUAAUGCUCAGCCUGCAGAUCCUACUUCAAGAUCGGUUAAUGAUGCUCCAAGAUCGGCUAAUGAUGCUCCAAAUUUCACUAAUGGUGAUCCUAAGUUGGCUAAUGGCUUUUCGAGGUUGGCCUAUAUGUGUCCUAAUCAGUUGAUUUUUGGGGAAGAUGUUGCAUCUUUAUGUGCUGCUACUGUCAACACCAGUGGUCCUUCUAAACCUAUACCCAUGUCUACUAUGCUUCUGCCUGCGCAAACCCAUUCUGUGAAUCCAUCAGUUAGGCCACAACGGGGCAAUUUAGACGCUAAACUUAAGUCUCUCCGUUAUACCAAAUCUACCUGUUUAUGGGUUGCCAAGAACUCCAUCUGAGAGGCCCAAUAUUGCUUCAACCCUGGUCAAUUGCAGGUCAGAAGGGCGGCAGAUGCCACAAAUCAAAGCACCUGCCCCUUUAGUAGAUGUUCAUCCACCUCCCACAUGUGUGCGUAGUUAUGUGGGUGCUCAUCCAAAUGCCUUUAACUUGAGCAGCAACAGUUGCUACACUAAGUCAGACAAAAGAACAUCUCCUGAAUCGAUGCAUGCUUCUUAGAGUUCUUGUCUCAGUGCACAACAGCCAGUGGUCACGCAGCUUCUUCAGGAUAUCCUAUGGGUGUACCUCCUUCGCAGAAUCUGCAUGCUGGUCCUUCGCCAAGAGUUAAUGGCAAAAUUGGAGGUCAGCAGUUGACAUCAACGCCCCAAGUACCCCCUGAGCGUUACGUGGACGAGAGUAAUGCGGGAGCAAGAGUUGAAUUUCAUGGCGACCCGAGUUAGAUGGCAUUCCAAAUUCCCCAAAUUACGCAGCCUCCUCCAGUUCAGGUUGAAGGUCAGCCCACCAUGGAGAGGCUCUCUUGCCCGCCAUCGAUACCUGAAUCUGUAGUUUUCUCUAAAGGACGGGUAGCUCAGCAAAUCGGGAAUUCAGGGGAUAAGGUGUCUAAGCUUGGAGACAAGCAUGUUGCAAAAGGUGCUCACAGAAUGUGACAUGCCUUCUCUCUCAUCAUGGGCUGUUUACAAGCCUUCUACAAGAUGUUAAGUGCUUAGACAUGGGAUAAUUUAUUUCAA
This is a messenger RNA of Amborella trichopoda, 4324 nucleotides long. RefSeq lists its product as uncharacterized. The record is from RefSeq and is a predicted model, not a curated record. NCBI's taxonomy places the organism in Eukaryota, Viridiplantae, Streptophyta, Magnoliopsida, Amborellales, Amborellaceae.